UGUUAUUGAAAUGAACUGGCAUCCCUGUCUGGAAAUAACACACAAUGUUUUUAUUUUGAUAGAGGCUAAACGUUUUUGAAAACAUUUUGUUGAAUCGUGAAUUAAUUGCGCGAAAAUGGGUACGAAACGCAAAAAUAUGGAAGAUGAAAUGUCCAGGUUCGAGGCAGAAAUAUCAAAGACAUCAGGUCCUGCGGCAAGUUCUAUGUCAUCGAAUCCUUUCAUUCCGUCCCAAGUGCGCACUGUAAUUGGGUCGCAAACGUACAAUCAGGUGCAACAGAAGCUGGCUACAGUACCAUCGCGUAUUCUGCCACCACCUGUUCCUCCAUUUCUGCCCACUUACACGACCCCAACUCCUCAACACGUCCCGGAGAAGUCAUACUCAACGGAACCUACGCCAGCGGUUGUUAGUAGUGCGCCAAAGCUAUAUAAUGCUCGACCUACGGUUGGGACACUGUCUAAGGUAGAUGCCCCCUCAAGUAGUUCCAUAGGACCAUCUAUUUCAACUGCUCCAGUUCAGUCGUAUGAUAUUGCAAACAUCCAGUUUGAAGUGACCACUAAGAUUAAGAAGCAGAAAACCGAAAAAUCUGGCCCAAAUCCCAUAGCAGAAGAGGCUAUCAAAGCAGCGCGAGCAUCUUCCGCUCUGCAGUCGUUCGGCAAUUCCGAUCGGAGAGGAAAGAAGGAUCGAAAGACCGUUCGCGUUGCUGGUGGGCAAACCUGGGAGGAUCAAUCGCUUGCCGAUUGGUCAGACGACGAUUUCCGCAUCUUUUGCGGUGAUCUGGGUAACGAUGUGAAUGACGAAUUGUUGACGCGUACCUUCAAUAAGUUUCCCUCCUUUCAACGUGCGAAAGUUAUUCGCGAUAAACGAACCAGCAAAAGCAAAGGUUAUGGUUUCGUUAGCUUCAAGGAUCCCCAGGAUUUCAUUCGGGCAAUGAAAGAAAUGGACGGUCGCUAUGUUGGCAGCCGUCCCAUUAAGCUACGCAAAAGCACGUGGAAAAAUCGAAGCGUUGAGUCCGUACGGAAGAAGGAAAAAGAGAAGCAAGCACUGCUCAGCCUGUUCAAUCAGAAUUAAUCUCUGAAUCUUUCAACGUAAUGUUAGCCCCGAUGACAUGCCCUUACACAUUCUUUCCUGAUGGGCCAUUGUUUUGACAUGAUUGGAUUUACGGAGCAUCAACCGAAAGCUUGAAUGAUUAAAACAGAACUAUGUCAUCAAAAGUCAGAACAUGCUUAGUGUGAAUAUUGAAAAUUAUAAAAACUCACCAUUUCACACCUUAUACAUAUAAUUAUUUUUUUUAGCUUUUGUUAUCAAAUAUCACAACAUUCAGCGGGUAGACAGAAAUAACGAGCCUGGUGAAAUUUUGUCAAUGUUCAGUGGUCAUAAUUCAUCGGAAAAUAAACUUAAAACUGGUCGAAUUUGACGGGAAA
Messenger RNA from Toxorhynchites rutilus septentrionalis, 1422 nucleotides. RefSeq names its product RNA-binding protein 42. The record is from RefSeq and is a predicted model, not a curated record. NCBI's taxonomy places the organism in Eukaryota, Metazoa, Arthropoda, Insecta, Diptera, Culicidae. Bases 116 to 1069 code for a protein of 317 amino acids. The transcript has 5 exons. Gene Ontology annotation, molecular function: mRNA binding.